CGGUUGCCAGGUAACGGGACGCGGCUUCCUGCACAGCCGCAGCCGGUGCCCUCCCCCCGCCCGGGACCCCGCCAUGGACGCCGAGUCGCUGCCCUACGCGCUGGAUCUGGUGGCCGGGAGCGGCGCGGGGCUGAGCUCGGAAAAGCGGGCGGCGCUGCGGGCCUCGCUGCUGCUGCUGCGCCGGGACUAUCGCUUCGAGCGGGUCCGGUUCUGGGGCCGCAUCCAGGGCAUCCGCGGGCCCUAUUACAUCGCCGAGGGGCUGGGGGGGGACCGCGCCGGGCCCAGGAGCCGCCUGUACAGCUUGAACUGUGUGGAGUGGAGUCUUCUGCCACCAGCUACUGAGGAAAUGAUCACACAGACUGCAGGGCUAAAGGGCCGUUUUCAGGGGGAUCCAUCUUAUGAGUAUGAUCCCACUGAGAAGAAGGGGGAAGAGAAUGAGAGAAUAUAUGAGGAGGAAGGUGGGCCCAUGAUCAAGGAGGAAAUCCGUCUUGUAGCUAUAAUAGAUCAGAUAGAUAAGGCCGUGGGUAUCGUCCCACGGGGUGCAUUUGUGAAGACUCCGCUCGGCCCUGUCCAUGAAAACAGGAAUUUUGAAGGUCUGUCUCUGACUGAGGCAAAAAAGUUAAAUUCCUAUUUCCACUUCACUGAGCCUGUUAACCUGAAGAACAGAACACUCCUGCAAAAGGCUGACCUGGACCCAUCCAUUGACUUCCUGGACUCUCUGGAGCAUGAUAUCCCAAAAGCCCCCCUGCUGUUCCAGUCUUGGGUUCUCCUUCCCCACUCAGCUCUGGCAAUGCACCUCAGUCCUGACCCACAGCAGCUAUGGCCAUUCCUAUCCUGGACUCCUUCCACACUGCUCAGCCAACCCUUUCAACCUGAAGCAUCCCUGCCUUCCCAGGACAGGGCCUCUCUUGAGCAGCGAUUGUCAAAGCUCAGAGGAUCCUGGAGCAUCCAGCUGGAGAGGGGAGGCAGCCUGGUGGUUCUGAGGAGCUUGCUGUGGCCAGGACUGACAUUCUACCACGUCCCCAUGACUAAACAAUAUGGCUAUAUCUACGUUGGUACAGGUGAGAAGAACAUAGACCUGCCCUUCAUGCUGUGAAGUGCCCACCCAAGCUGAGGAUUCAAGGGAAGAGGUGUCACAUUUAGAUUUUAUACUUGGGGAUUUGUAGUUAUUGUUUGUUCUAAUAAACCCGUGUGAAACCUUUGCACCUGUCAGCAGUUUUCUGUGCCCCAGAAAGAGUCCUAAGGAUUUCCCUAAUGCCUCACUGUGUGUAUUCUUAAAUCUAGGCCCCCCGUCUUGAGUGCUCAGGCAUCAUGUUCCAGAUCUUAUUCCUAGGCAGCAUGAGUGAAGGUUGAUUGUAGCAUGUUAACAUAAAUAGAAAAUAAGGCUUCUGUCUUAAUAUCAGAAGGAAAAGCUGCUCAUUCUAGGUCUUGCCUACACUCCGGGCUCCACACUCCACCUUGUGCUCGGUGUGGGUUUUGGGGAGAGAAAGGGGGUCUGUUUUGCCAAAAGCAGAGGUCCCGCCUGCUCACUGCUGGCAGAAGUGAAAGACCCAACUCUACAAGUCAGUCUGCUGUGCUGGAAAAUAUCAGUUCUAACAUUCAGAGUGCCACAUGGCGUACCACUGCACUUGUCUCACCCAGUCACUGUUCUCUCACUAUCACCUUGAUAGCUGAUUUGGGUUACCUGCCAUAGAAAAGAUGCCAUGGAAGUGUGUUUGUUCUAGACACAGUGUGAGAAGUGAUUGUUAAAAAAGAGAGCGGAAAGGGACAGAAAAGACCUGUAGAGCCCCUGGCCUCCAUUUUCUGAGAGGCUCAGAUAGAGAUUUUACCUAAGGAUUCAACACACUUCAAGUCAAUAUUUACAUUUUCCCUAAAGCCAAGGAUCAAGGUAUCUUGCAGUCUGCCUGGCCUGAAUCUCCUGACCUGAAUCUAGAGCUUCCUUUUCACAGACUCAAGGCCAAAAGGAUCAUUAUGGUCAUCGAGUCUGACCUGCUACACAACACAGGCCAUCGAAUCUCCCCCACCUCUCUAGGCCAUGCUGGUAGGUGGCAACAGA
Gopherus evgoodei (Goodes thornscrub tortoise) is the source of this 2056-nucleotide messenger RNA. It is a transcript of the gene RSPH9, whose product is annotated as radial spoke head 9 homolog. NCBI's taxonomy places the organism in Eukaryota, Metazoa, Chordata, Testudines, Testudinidae. The coding region runs from base 74 to 1096 and encodes 340 amino acids. The transcript has 6 exons. Gene Ontology annotation, biological process: cilium movement involved in cell motility; motile cilium assembly; axoneme assembly. Gene Ontology annotation, cellular component: radial spoke; axoneme. The record is from RefSeq and is a predicted model, not a curated record.